AGCUGCAGCGCCGCCUCUUCUUUCGCGUCUUCGCAUCCGUUGCCGCCGCCUCUUCCUCCGCCUCCUCCUUCGCCUCUUCCUGCCUCCUCCCGGCUUCCGCCGCCGCCGCCGCCGCUCAAGCCGCAUCCCAGCCCCGGGGCCAAGCGUCUCCGUAUUUAUUUCCGUUUUUUCGCCACUACAGCCUCCUGACACGGUGAUCCGGGCGGGCCCCGCAGGAAUUUUAUCCCCACACCGGCCUCACACUAGUAUCGCAUGUCCACUAUCCAGAACCUCCAAUCUUUCGACCCCUUUGCUGAUGCAACUAAGGGUGACGACUUACUCCCGGCAGGGACUGAGGAUUACAUUCAUAUAAGAAUCCAGCAACGGAACGGCCGGAAGACGCUGACUACUGUUCAGGGCAUUGCGGAUGAUUAUGACAAAAAGAAACUUGUGAAAGCUUUCAAAAAGAAAUUUGCCUGUAAUGGUACUGUGAUUGAACAUCCGGAAUACGGAGAGGUUAUUCAGCUUCAAGGUGACCAAAGGAAAAACAUUUGCCAGUUUCUCUUGGAGGUUGGCAUUGUCAAGGAGGAACAGCUUAAGGUUCAUGGAUUCUAAAAUGAACCUGAACACGUGGAGGAUUUCUUGAAUAAUUUUGUUCUCUGACCCAGUUUGGCUGCCUUGUGAAAUGAUUCUCUGCAGUAAAUGGACUUUUCAUUUAUUUAAUCAUUCAAGCUUCCAUUCACAUCUGCAUGAUUACAGAAAACAUGGGGUAUGUAGGCUAGUAACACAUAAGAAAAUUGCAGUAAGAUGGUAAUGAAACCCCGUAUUCAUCUUAACAUGUUUCCAAUGGAAAAGAUUUUGUUUUGAGUGUUUAUUUGUCUAUUCAGUUUAUUACUUUUCACUUGAUUAAAUUUUUUUGUUGUAUUAAACCAUGUAUGUUGCAGCUUAACAAUAAAAAAAAAUAUCUAUGAGUCCUUUUGUGGUCAGUUAGGCUCCCACAUCCAGGCACGUAACGUACACCUAUAGUUUGUCUUUCAUAAUUGGCGUUCUCAUUUUG
Molecule: messenger RNA, 1036 nt
Organism: Budorcas taxicolor (takin)
Lineage: Eukaryota; Metazoa; Chordata; Mammalia; Artiodactyla; Bovidae
Gene: EIF1B
Product: eukaryotic translation initiation factor 1B
Exons: 4
Coding region: 253-594 (113 amino acids)
Biological process (GO): translational initiation
Cellular component (GO): eukaryotic 43S preinitiation complex
Molecular function (GO): translation initiation factor activity; RNA binding; ribosomal small subunit binding
Source: RefSeq, a predicted model, not a curated record